GAGGUGUCCCUGCCCAGGGCAGGGGGUUGGAACUUGAUCAUCUUUGAGGUCCCUUCCCACCCAAACCAUUCCAUGAUUCCAUGAUUCAGGUUGUGGGUGGAAGGGCCCACAGCGGUUGGAGAUGGCGGUGACGUUCGAGGAGGUGGCCAUCUACUUCUCCCCCGAGGAGUGGGCCGAGCUGGGGGGCUGGCAGCGGCGGCUCUACCGGGAGGUGAUGCUGGAGAACUACCAGGCGGUGGCCGAGCUGGGCUGGUGCCCCGUCAAGCCGGAGAUCAUCUGCCAGAUGGAGCGAGAAGAGACGCCGUGUGUGCCAGACCCCCCUGGGGCACGGCGCAGCCGCGGGACCCCUGAGCCAGCAGACGGUGAUGUCCAGACGCAGAGGGAGGAUGGGGGGCUCCUCCAAGGGCUGUCAGACCCCACCAGCCGGCUCCCAGGGCGGCCCGAGCAGGACGGGAGGUGGUCGGGGGGCCUCCAGGCCAAGCUGCUGCCACCCCAGCUCCCCCACGGCCCCUCAGACCCCAAGAGACCCCAUGUGUGUGUCAAGUGUGAGAAGAGCUUCGGCAAGAUCCAGGACCUGAGGAGGCACCAGCAGACGCACACGGCGGCGCGGCCCUUCUCCUGCCGGCAGUGCAGCCGCCGCUUCCGGCUGAAGCAGGUCCUGGUGUCUCACCAGAAGGUCCACAGUGGGGAGAAGCCCUUCGGCUGCGCCGACUGCGGGAAGCGCUUCACCCAGAAGCACCACGUGUUGAUCCACUGGCGCAUGCACAGCGGCGAGAAGCCCUUUGCCUGUGGCCACUGCGACCGCCGCUUCAGGCAGAAGUACCACCUGGUCAGCCACGAACGGGUACACACCGGGGAACGUCCCUUCGCCUGCCCCCACUGCCCCAUGGCCUUCAGGGACAAACAGAUCCUCACCAUCCACCAGCGGGUCCACACUGGGGAACGUCCCUUCGCCUGCCCCCGCUGCCCCAAGGCCUUCAGGCGCAAGCAGACCCUCACCAACCACCAGCGGGUCCACACUGAGGAGCGCCCCUUCGCCUGCGACCGCUGCCCCAAGACCUUCAAGGACAAGACGGCCCUCAGCGCCCACCAGCGGGUCCACACCGGGGAGCGUCCCUUCGCCUGCACUCUCUGCCCCAAGCUCUUCAGGAAACGGGGGGCUCUCACUGACCACCAGCGGGUCCACUCCGCAGAGCGCCCCUUCUCCUGUUCCAUUUGCCCCAAGACCUUCAAGGCCAAGAAGGCCCUCAUCGUCCACCAACGGGUUCACACCAUAGAGUGCCCCUUCGCCUGUGCCCACUGCCCCAAAGCCUUCAGGGACAAGAAGUCCCUCACCAUCCACCAGUGGGUCCACACCGGGGAGCGUCUCUUUGCCUGCGCCCACUGUCCCAAGGCCUUCAAACACAAGAAGACCCUCACCGUCCACCAGCGGGUCCAUACCGGGGAGCGCCCCUUCACCUGUGCCCACUGCCCCCAGACCUUCAAGAAGAAGAAGACCCUCACCGUCCACCAGCUGGUCCACACGGAGGAGCGCCCCUUUGUCUGCACCCACUGCCCCAAGGCCUUCAAGCAGAAGCAAGCCCUCACCGUCCACCUGCGGGUCCACACCGGGGAGCGCCCCUUUGCCUGCAGCCACUGUUCCAAAGCCUUCAAGCAGAAGCAAGCCCUCACCGUCCACCUGAGGGUCCACAACGGGGAGCGCCCCUUUGCCUGCCCCCGCUGCCCCAAGGCCUUCAAGCAGAAGCAAGCCCUCACCAACCACCAGCGCAUCCACAACGGGGAGCGCCCCUUCGCCUGCCCCUGCUGCCACAAGGCCUUCAGGGACAAGCAAGCCCUCGCCGUCCACCAAGGAGUCCACACUGAGGAGCGCCCCUUCGCCUGCGGCCGCUGCGGCAAGGCCUUCAAGUACAGGAACACCCUCACCACCCACCAGCGGGUCCACAACGGCGAGAAGCCCUACAAGUGCGGCCAGUGCAGCAAGACCUACAGCUGGAAGAACGGCCUGAGUCGCCACCAGCAGGUGCACCAGGGACCACUGGCCAUGCCCGAGGGUGGCCCGCAGGAGGAGGGGGUCCACUCCCAGCUUGGGGGGCAGGCGAAGGCCAAGCCCUUCCAGUUGAGCAGCUGUGAGGAGCAGUUUCAGGGUGACGGGGUCCUGGUAGACCACCAGUGCAACCACGGCCCCCCCAGCCUGUUGCCACCCCCACAGUCUGGGACCCCUGAAACUGCCACUCUGGGGUUCACAGCUCGUCCUGGUUCGCCAUCCCUCGCCGUAGAAGCUGUGAGUCUGUGGUGGGAGCAGCAAGACCCCUCAUCCCUCCUUGAUGGGGGGUUUCUACCUCCUCCGCCUCGCCCUGGAACCCAACCGGCUGUUGACCAAGCUGCCCAUGGCCAUGGGCCUUCUCGGGGGUCGGUGAGGACGGAGGGUGAGCGCAAGGUGGCUGAAAGGCAUCGCCCCCACCCCGGGUCGGGCGGGAGCCCUUUGCAGGAGGGUGAGGAGGAAGGAAGGGCUUCGGGCUGCGUUGGUCCCGAGGAGGAGGAAGGUGCUGCCCGGGAGCAGGGAGUGGGGCCGAGCAUCACACGUGGUUGAGGACACGUGCGGCCACGGCUGGGACCCACCUCCAUCCCACACCUCCAGUGGCCUCCAUGAAGUAAUAAACAUCGUGUCCUACACUUUU
Molecule: messenger RNA, 2678 nt
Organism: Calidris pugnax (ruff)
Lineage: Eukaryota; Metazoa; Chordata; Aves; Charadriiformes; Scolopacidae
Gene: ZNF425
Product: zinc finger protein 425
Exons: 4
Coding region: 122-2590 (822 amino acids)
Biological process (GO): regulation of DNA-templated transcription
Source: RefSeq, a predicted model, not a curated record